CUAAGAACGACGUGGAUGGUGUGGGUCACCCUCACGCACUGUCCUUGCCGCCCCCAGCUCCGCCAGCGGUUUGAGCUGGAGGUUGAACGGAUGAAGCAGAUGCACGAGAAGGACCGAGAGGACAAGGAGGAGGAGAUGGAGGACAUCCGCCAGUCCUGCCAGAGGCGGCUCCGCCAACUGGAAAUGCAGCUGGAGCAAGAAUAUGAGGAGAAGCAGAUGGUCCUCCAUGAGAAGCAGGACUUAGAAGGCUUGAUCGGAACCCUCUGCGAUCAGAUCGGCCAUCGGGACUUUGACGUGGAGAAGCGUCUUCGGAGGGACCUCAGAAGGACUCAUGCACUCUUGUCAGACGUGAAGCUCCUGCUGGGGACCACGGAGGACAGCAAGAGGUCGGUCAGCAGGGAGGAGCUGGAGAAAGUGCAAAGCCAGGUGGGUGUCACAGGGUCCUCUCAGAACCCCAUGGGGAGGAUGCUGCGUCCAGCAGGGGGAGAACGGUUCUCCCACCCAGAUGGGCGUGGCCACAGCCCUCAUGUCUGGCUUCCACAGACCUGCGGGGAGGUGGAGGGCAUCGCGGGGCUGGAUGGGUCACAUGGAUAUGGUGGAUGAGGAAGGGGGUUUGUAAAUGACUUAGGAGUCCUGUUCCCUUCUUUAGGGCUGAGGCAGAGUGAGUUUGAGUCCUUGGGCAGAUCAGGGCCCUGGGGCAGAAUGGCUGGGUGCAGCACGCAUGCGUGCCUGUGAUGCGUGCGUGCAUGGUGACCGGAGGGGCUGGAUAUGAAACA
This is a messenger RNA of Physeter macrocephalus (sperm whale), 776 nucleotides long. Its product is annotated as unconventional myosin-XVIIIb-like. Gene Ontology annotation, biological process: actomyosin structure organization. The record is from RefSeq and is a predicted model, not a curated record. Gene Ontology annotation, cellular component: myosin filament; myosin II complex; unconventional myosin complex. Bases 16 to 603 code for a protein of 195 amino acids. Gene Ontology annotation, molecular function: actin filament binding. Lineage: Eukaryota; Metazoa; Chordata; Mammalia; Artiodactyla; Physeteridae. The transcript has 3 exons.